AUUUUUGCGUGCCCAAAAAAUCUCCGACUAUCAAGUACUCAAUCAAAUAUGAAUCGGUGAAAUUGCCCCAUUUUAGUCCAAUUCAGCCCUUCUUUUUAAAAUUGUCAGUGGCCUUGCCUUUUUCUCAAGCUAGAUUUUGUUGUGUUUUGGCUCCACUCACUGUGAUGCUCUGAUCUAUUGAAUAAAGAAGAAUUUUAGCAAUUGAGUUGUUCCAUCAUCAUUAUCCAUGGACGUUUUCUGGGAGGAGGGAAUGCUGAAGCAUGAUGCGGGUCGGGGCGUAUUCGACUCGGGUAUGGAUCCCGGAUUCCUAGAUGUGCUGGAAGCCCACCCGGAGAACGCGGGGCGGGUCAAGAACAUAGUUUCCAUCCUCAAACGGGGCCCCAUCGCCUCUUUUAUCUCUUGGCAUCAAGGCCGUCCCGCCCUCAUCUCCGAAUUGCUCUCUUUCCAUACCCAAGAAUAUAUAGACGAGCUAGUCAAGGCAGAUAAGAGCGGGGGCAAGAACUUCGGCGCUGGAACGUUCUUGAACCCUGGAUCAUGGGACGCUGCGCUCCUUGCUGCCGGCACCACUCUGUCAGCAAUGAAACACAUACUUGAUGGGAAUGGAAAGAUUUCGUACGCAUUGGUCCGGCCGCCAGGCCAUCAUGCUCAGCCUACUCAUGCAGAUGGAUAUUGCUUUCUAAACAAUGCAGGUCUUGCGGUCGAAUCAGCUCUCGCCUCUGGCCUUAACAGAGUUGCUGUGAUUGAUAUCGAUGUGCACUAUGGAAACGGGACUGCUGAGGGCUUCUAUCGAUCCAAUAAGGUUCUCACUAUCUCUCUUCAUAUGAAUCAUGGAUCGUGGGGGCCUUCGCACCCUCAAGAUGGAACUGUGGACGAGCUAGGUGAAGGGGAAGGCUAUGGUUAUAAUUUGAAUAUACCCCUGCCCAAUGGGUCUGGAAAUCGAGGGUAUGCACGUGCAAUGAGUGAAUUAGUCAUGCCUGCUAUCGAGAGAUUUGAUCCUGAGAUGAUGGUUCUGGUUGUUGGCCAAGAUUCUAGCGCUUUUGAUGCAAAUGGAAGGCAAUGCUUGACUAUGGAGGGCUAUAGGAAAAUCGGGCAGAUGGUUCGUGAAAUGGCUGACAAGCAUAGUGAAGGGCGCAUCCUGAUUGUCCAAGAGGGGGGUUACCAUGUUACUUAUUCGGCCUAUUGUCUGCAUGCCACGCUUGAAGGUGUGCUCAACAUUCCAGCUCCUCUGCUACCUGACCCCCUUGCUUAUUAUCCGGAAGAUGAAACUUUCUGCGUAGCUGUCAUUGAAUCCAUAAACAAGUUUCACAGAGAAAACGUCCCAUUCCUAAAGUAGAGCAACGCCGGAAGCUUGUUGAUUCAAGUAAAUGAAACCAACCGACUUUGAUAUUCUUCGUUUAUGCAACUACCUAUUGGUUCAUCAAGCUUUACCAUCUUCAAACAUGUGUGUGCUCUAAAAUUGAAUUUCUAUGUUCAAACAAGAUGUUUAUUUAUGUUAAAGUUAGAUUCUUGUAUGAUUAUUAGGCCUAUACUGUUCAUUCAUGAAAUGGAGUGUAGGGAUUUAAGUUCAGAGGCCCAAAAAAUAAGUGAGUAUAUUUCCUAUGCUCAAUUUGAUCAAAUUUCAUUUUUUGUCA
This is a messenger RNA of Salvia hispanica, 1631 nucleotides long. RefSeq names its product histone deacetylase 8 (gene HDA08). NCBI's taxonomy places the organism in Eukaryota, Viridiplantae, Streptophyta, Magnoliopsida, Lamiales, Lamiaceae. Gene Ontology annotation, biological process: epigenetic regulation of gene expression. Gene Ontology annotation, molecular function: histone deacetylase activity. The record is from RefSeq and is a predicted model, not a curated record.